Molecule: messenger RNA, 686 nt
Organism: Sitodiplosis mosellana (orange wheat blossom midge)
Lineage: Eukaryota; Metazoa; Arthropoda; Insecta; Diptera; Cecidomyiidae
Product: E3 ubiquitin-protein ligase MARCHF3-like
Exons: 1
Coding region: 38-673 (211 amino acids)
Biological process (GO): protein ubiquitination
Molecular function (GO): ubiquitin-protein transferase activity; zinc ion binding
Source: RefSeq, a predicted model, not a curated record
UCGCAAAAUUGUUUGAGUGAAAUUUCAAAAUAGUAAAAUGGUUACAAAUGACGAAACCAUUGAACGAGUGGAAGAAGUGUUGUCUCGUGUGGAUUCGGAUGAGGCAUCAAUUUCCGAUUCAGGCGACGACGAGUCGAAGGAAGACCAACUGUUUUGUAGACUGUGCUAUGGUACAAAGUACGAUGACAGUAGUUUGAUUCAGCCGUGCUCGUGCAAAGGAACGAUGGCCAAAGUGCAUCGACAAUGUCUCGAAAAGUGGUUGAAUCGUAUUGGAUCGAAACAAUGUGAACUAUGUCGGUUUGAAUUUGAAUGUGACGAAAAACUACGAUAUGGAUUAUUUCAGUCAAUUGGAAUCUGGAUGAGACACAAUGGCCGUCGUCGAUAUAUAUUGCAUGAUUUCUGUUUGUUUCUCACGAUGAACGUCAUCACAUUAUCAAUGAUUGUUCUACUGCUGCAGGCUAUUCAUCAUAUUUACAGUGACAAUUUCAUCAAAGACGCGCUUCCAUUGUGGUACUUGAUUGCUUUAUGCCUGGCCGCUGCUCUUUGGAUUUCCAUUUACUUUUUGACAUUUGCCGUUUUCUUCAAUACACAAAUCCGACCUUGGUAUAAGUGGUGGAGAUCGGUGAAAAAAAUCACCCUACUCUCUAAUUCACGUCGUGUGUUUCUAACCUAAUAAAAAUACAUUU